Messenger RNA from Cryptomeria japonica (Japanese cedar), 974 nucleotides. RefSeq names its product polcalcin Jun o 2. The record is from RefSeq and is a predicted model, not a curated record. Gene Ontology annotation, molecular function: calcium ion binding. The coding region runs from base 212 to 763 and encodes 183 amino acids. The transcript has a single exon. NCBI's taxonomy places the organism in Eukaryota, Viridiplantae, Streptophyta, Pinopsida, Cupressales, Cupressaceae.
AAACGCGUGAAAUUUAUAUCAUCGACCUAUUUUGUGACGCUUGUUCCUCGAGAUCCCUUUCAACGCGUAUAUCUUGUGACACGCAAUCCUCACUAAAUAGACUUCCGAUUUUUUUAUUGCCGCACAGAGUGUAUAUAAUUUGCUUCGCUGAUUUCCCUUCCGCGUUAGCUAUUUUCUGCUAUAAAUUCCUUCUGUGUUUUGCGGUGAACAGAUGAAGAAGAGUAUUAGCAAAACCCUGUUCAACAGAUCUUCGCGCAAGAAAAUGGAUGUAUCUUCGUCAAAUAACGGAUCUGAGUCAGCAUGCUCUGGCGAAGGGGUUAUGGAACAGAACAUCCAUGAAUUGGAGGAGGUUUUCAAGAAAUUUGAUGCGAACGGGGACGGAAAAAUCUCAGGAUCCGAGCUGGCAGAAAUCCUACGGUCCAUGGGGAGCCAGGUAAGCGAUGCAGAGGUCCAGGCCAUGAUGAAGGAGGCUGACUUGGACGGAGACGGUUUUGUUAGCCUGCAGGAGUUUCUGGAUCUGAAUAUUAAAGGCGCUUCUGUAAAGGACUUGAAAAAUGCUUUCAAGGUGUUCGAUCUGGACAGGAAUGGCUCAAUUUCAGCGGCUGAGCUUUGCCAGACUCUCAAGAGUAUGGGGGAGCCCUGCACUUUGGAGGAGUCGAAGAAAAUUAUUCAGAGUGUUGACAAGAAUGGCGACGGACUUAUCAGUUUUGACGAAUUUAGGACAAUGAUGACCAAUAAAAUGAAUGAUAAGAGCAAACGAUAGUCUAUUUUCACUUUUCUGCUGGUUUUUUUAUUUUUUUUUCUGUUAAUUGUUCAAAAUCUAGGAGUAUAGACAAGAGCAACCAUCUCUAGAGUUGCUUCAAUUCUUGGAACAGCUAGGGUUUGGCCUAAAUUUUGUAAAUAGAAUUUUUUUGUUGUCAAAUCUGAUGUAUUUCUGGAUCUUUGUUUGGAAAUGGACAAAACAUAUUCUAAUC